Messenger RNA from Ilyonectria robusta, 498 nucleotides. RefSeq names its product cytidine deaminase-like protein. The transcript has 3 exons. Bases 1 to 498 code for a protein of 165 amino acids. Gene Ontology annotation, molecular function: cytidine deaminase activity; zinc ion binding. Gene Ontology annotation, cellular component: cytosol. The record is from RefSeq and is a predicted model, not a curated record. Lineage: Eukaryota; Fungi; Ascomycota; Sordariomycetes; Hypocreales; Nectriaceae.
AUGGAGACCCCGGAGAUCAUUUCAGGCGCCGACGCGGCGAAGACGGCCGAGACGUGCGCGGCGUACGGGCUGACCGAGACGGAGUUUGCGGAGCUGCGGCGGCGGGCGACGGCGGCCAAGGCGACGGCGUACUGCGUGUACAGCCAGUUCCGGGUGGGCGCGACGCUUCUGGCGAGCGACGGGAGCUUCAUCAGCGGCGCCAACGUCGAGAACGCGAGCUACCCCGUGGGGACGUGUGCGGAGCGCGUGGCUCUCGGGACGGCCGUAACAGGUGGCUUCCGAGAUUUCAAGGCCUUGGCCGUGGCGACGGACAUUUCGCCGCCGGCGAGUCCUUGCGGGAUGUGCAGGCAGUUUAUUCGAGAGUUCUGCUCGUUGGACACUCCCAUCCUCAUGUUUGACAAGAACGAAGACUACGUCGUCCUCAGAUUCAAGCAGCUUCUGCCAAUGUCGUUUGGGCCUGACCAACUGCCGCGUCCUGGAACUCUGGGCACGGCGUAA